Penicillium waksmanii is the source of this 2004-nucleotide messenger RNA. Its product is annotated as Copper amine oxidase N2-terminal. Lineage: Eukaryota; Fungi; Ascomycota; Eurotiomycetes; Eurotiales; Aspergillaceae. Gene Ontology annotation, biological process: amine metabolic process. The record is from RefSeq and is a predicted model, not a curated record. Bases 1 to 2004 code for a protein of 667 amino acids. The transcript has 3 exons. Gene Ontology annotation, molecular function: copper ion binding; quinone binding; primary methylamine oxidase activity.
AUGGCGAGCCUCCACCCCUUCGACCCUAUCACUGCUGGGGAGAUCCAGUUGGCUGUGCGCAUCCUGGAAUCUGCCUUCCCUGGUGUCAAGUUGCGUUAUAAGCGAAUUGAUCUUCAAGAGCCUUACAAGCAUGAAGUCGUUCCUUACCUUGAAGCCGAACGCCAAGGCAAGCCACGGCCAGCCAAGCCUGCUCGUUUGUUGUUUGCUCUGUUCCACCGCCUGGACAAUGGUUCUUUUUACAAGGCCCUGUUGAAUGCCAACACCAAGUCUAUCAUCUCCGCCAAGGAGCUUCCUAAAGAUGUUCAAGGGCCUGCAGAUGUGGACGAGAUGAUGGAAAUGGAGACAACGUGCCUGAGCCACCCGGCUGUCAAGGCAGAGAUUGAGAAAUUGAACUUGCCGCAGGGCAUGACUGUGUGCAUGGACCCUUGGAUCUACGGUACCGAGGACAUCAACGAGUCCCGACGUUUGACUCAGUGCUACAUGUACGUCGUGUCGACUGAUCACGCGCAACACAACCAAUACUCUCUCCCUCUCAAAUUCUCGCCCGUCUUUGAUGGUAUUACGCGCGAGCUGGUGCGCAUUGAUUACCUUCCCGACGGGGCCGACUCCCAGACCUCGCAAACCCAGCCUUGGAAGCCAGUCAAGGCUAUUCAAUAUGCGCACGAUUUGCUGGACGAUCCGAUCCGCACUGAUUUAAAGCCUUAUAUCGUCCAGCAGCCUGAGGGUGCAUCUUUCAAUGUCAUUGGCAAUGCCGUCUCAUGGCAGAAAUGGCGGUUCCGUGUGGGCUUCAACAACCGGGAGGGUCUGGUGUUGCACAAUCUGACUUAUGACGGCCGUAACACAUUCUACCGUCUGUCAUUCUCAGAAAUGACUGUCCCCUAUGGAGACCCUCGCGCACCUUAUCACCGCAAGCAAGCCUUUGAUGUUGGAGACGUCGGUUUCGGUAUUACUGCUAACCAGCUCGCCUUGGGCUGCGACUGUCUCGGUCACAUCAAGUAUUUCGAUGGCUACCGUACUGAUGCACAGGGUGCUCCGGUCCAUCUUCAGAACGUCAUCUGUAUGCACGAGCAGGAUGCCGGUCUCCAGCACAAGCACACCAACUACCGCACUGGUGCAGCAACGGUCGUUCGUAACCGUCAGCUAGUCGUUCAGAUGAUCUGCACGGUCGCCAAUUACGAGUAUAUCUUCGCCUUUAUUCUGGAUCAGGCCGCCAACAUCGAGCUCGAGGUCCGUGCAACUGGUAUCCUGUCCACCGUUCCAUUCGACAACGAGAACGGCCAAACUGUGCCAUGGGGAACCAACGUCGGGCCUGGUGUUAUGGCCCCAUUCCACCAGCAUAUGUUCUCUUUGCGUAUUGAUCCUGCUCUGGACGGCUUCAAGAACACUGUCUAUUAUGAGGACAGUGUCCCCAUGCCUGAGGAUGAUAACAACCCUUAUGGAGUCGGCUAUAUUACCGAGCAGAAUACCAUUCGGAACAGUGGCAGUGCGUCCACAAGCGUGGAAAAGCACCGUGUCUUCAAGAUUCGCAACGACCACAUCAUCAACCCAAUCACACACCACCCAAUUGCUUAUAAAUUACAAACAUCGCCUAGUCAGAUGAUCCUGGCCAACCCCAAGUCUUUCGGCUUGAAGCGUGCACAAUUCGCGACUCGUCCAAUCUGGGUGACGAAGUACCAGGAUGAUGAGCUGUUCGCAGCCGGUGAAUUCACAAACCAGAGCAAGGAAUCUCAAGGCGUGGAGAAGUGGGCUGCCCGAAACGAUACCGUUGAGGAUGAGGAUCUUGUUCUCUGGCACACAUUCGGCCUUACCCACAACCCUCGCAUUGAGGAUUUCCCAGUUAUGCCCAUGGAGCGUGUCAGCGUCAUGCUCAAGCCCGAUGGAUUCUUCACCAAGAACCCAGCAUUGGACGUUCCGCAGUCAUCCCAGUCCUUCAACAGAUCGACCCAGCACCCUGAGCCUUCUUGCUGCUCUGGGCCCCAGGAUCGAAGCCAGCUGAAGCUAUAG